This is a messenger RNA of Rattus norvegicus (Norway rat), 3433 nucleotides long. It is a transcript of the gene Tslig2, whose product is annotated as tRNA splicing ligase complex subunit 2. The transcript is spliced from 4 exons. Bases 13 to 711 code for a protein of 232 amino acids. The record is from RefSeq and is marked provisional. Gene Ontology annotation, cellular component: tRNA-splicing ligase complex; nucleoplasm; nucleus. Gene Ontology annotation, biological process: tRNA splicing, via endonucleolytic cleavage and ligation; embryonic morphogenesis. Lineage: Eukaryota; Metazoa; Chordata; Mammalia; Rodentia; Muridae.
CUGGCGACAACCAUGGCGGGGGAUGUGGGCGGUCGCAGCUGCACGGACGCGGAGCUGCUGCUGCACCCUGAGCUGCUGUCCCAGGAAUUCCUCCUCCUCACCCUGGAGCAGAAGAACAUAGCUGUUGAAAAUGACGUAAGAGUAAACAAAGACAACCUUACUGACCUUUACGUCCAGCACGCCAUUCCGUUGCCUCAGAGGGAUUUGCCAAAGAAUCGAUGGGGGAAGAUGAUGGAGAAGAAAAGAGAGCACCAUGAAGGGAAAAAUGAUACCAAAAGGGGUAGUGCUGUAGAUGGAUUAAGGAAAAGACCCCUCAUUGUGUUCGAUGGGAGCUCAACAAGCACAAGCAUCAAAGUGAAAAAGACAGAGAACGGAGCAGACGACCGGCUCAAGCCUCCUGCCCAGACAGGCUCCACCAGUGAUAGCCUUCGGAAAUCACCAAAUUCCUCUUCGAGGAUUGCACCCCUAGUUUUGUAUUCCAGUUUACCUAUGAACAAUAAAAUGGAGCACAAUAAUAAUGACACUAAACAGAACCAUGACUUGACGCAUAGGAAAAGUCCUUCGGGUCCAGUGAAGUCACCGCCUCUCUCCCCUGUUGGAACUACUCCUGUGAAAUUGAAACGGGCUGCUCCUAAGGAAGAGGCAGAGGCCACAAAUCACCUGAAGCCACCAGAAGCAAAGAGGAAGAUACAGCAUGUUACGUGGCCAUGAAGGGAAGCCUCCCAGAUGUAAAUAGAGCUGCAGCCGCAGUUUCAGAUGAGUCCACAGUAUUUACAGAGAUCCUGAACACUGAGGGGUUUCCUUGAGGUUUAAAAUAGGUUUGGAAAAAUGAGUCUUUUCCUUCUCUCCCUCCCUCCAUUUCUUCCCUUCCUUACAAUGUCUUGACUUUCAUGUCCCAAUUAGGGAAGAAAUUUCUUUUUAAAAUACAGCUUUGUACACAUCCUCUGUAAAAUUCUUUUUCCAAGCAAAAGCAGUUAGCAGUUCACAGUAUUGUAGUAAAUAUUGCCACCUGCAUCUUGAAGGGUUCGCCAAGAACAGUGUAUUGAUGGUGUUGAUGGAAAAGCGUUCUGCUCUUCAGUUACGUGUGUCACUUUGUCCCAUGGAAAGCAAAAGGGAAGUCAGGGCUUGCCAUUUCUCCUUCUCAGUGGCAAAAGCUGCUUUGUCUGUAGAAUGUUCCUGGCUUACAGGGGCCCUGUCUAUUCUUGUCUUAAGCAGCUUGAGGUCUCACUGUGAGCUCAGCUAUUUCUUGUAUGAACUUAAGCUUUUUAAAAUGAGACUGACUUUAAUGUCUUCAGGCUGGGUGAUCAUGUUAGAGGCUGUACUCCAUGUCAGAAAACUUGGGAAUGAUGGGUCCUACAAGUCUAGACAGAAGAAAGUCCAGAACAUGUGGCAGUGGUGGGGGUUGCUUAUCAGUAUGCUGUGGAGUAGGCAGUCGUCACUGUCGGGACACUGAGUUGGGAUUCACUGUAGAGUGCAGCAGAAAGUGGACUCCUUACUGAAGAGGGUCAUGUGCUAUAAUACAGAUUCCUGCAGGGAUGUCCCGUGCAGGGGUACGUGGUGGUCUUUUUAUUUUUGUGCAAAUAGCAUUAUCCACGUGUAUAAUGCAGGCAAAUGAGAAAAUACUGUUUGCUUUAAGGUCGAGAUUUCUAGUGUCUGCUUAUUCCUUUAUAUUUCUAAGAGCAAAAGAUACUUCAUACUUUUUCCAUGUAUAAUCUUCAAAUUGUUGGUUUGUCUUGUUGGUAUGCCAUAUGGUCAUCUCCUUUCUUUGAUUUGUUAAACAGCCAUUUUAGUUCAUUUAUCAGAAUAGCCUUACAAAAAAUAAUUCAGCCUUGCAGGUAAGUACUGUUCUUAGGCAUCAACCCUGUAGUUUUUAAGCGUUCUGCUUUCUUCCCCCCAGACUAAAUUUGUACAUGUAAGACAAAGUUUAUGAUACUAAGUGUUGCAUGAACUGUUGAUUCUACAGUAAUUUUUUAAAUAUAUUGUUAUCUGCAGGGUUGAUAAGUUAAUAUUGUUGGAAGGAACUGUGCUCCUAUAUGUAAUGGUCAAGGUAGAUUUUAAAAGUGCAGCUUUUAGAGUAGAAGAACACAUUAUAUUUUAUAUUCAGUUGACCUCUCUGCUUCCACCGGUGUUUCUCUCUUAAGGAGAGAGUUUACCGUUUGACAGUUUUAAGUCAGUGGGAACUUAUUUUAGUUACUCAGUGAAAUUAAUUUUUAAUUUGUAUGUUUAACUUACAGAGUAGGUUGGUAAUAACAGCUGAACUGUGUAACAUUGUUGCUUCAAAUUGAAGUUUAUACUAUGACCAUCCAGCAUCUGCGCUCACAUAGCAGCAUAUUGUUGAGCUGUCUUGAGUUUGAGAGGUGGAAAAGCAUUGACCCAUGCACUGUGUAUUAUGUAGUGCCUCCAUCACAGAGCGCCAUGCCUCCUGAAGGGAUUGUAGAACUGGCUCCCUCCAUGUGAUGACGAAGCGUGCUGAGAGCUGUGAAUCUGGGGCAGCAGCUUUGGGAGUGUUGUUUUGAAGUAGUGUUUGAGUUUGGGCUCUAAGGACUCUAUAGGGUAGUGGACAAGUCUGGAGUAAGUUUACUUAGUAGUGUAUAGGGUUAGUAUUGUUGCUUUGGAUUCUGUAUCCCAGUGCAAGCUAUUAUUCCUGGGUCGGGCAAAUGAAUGGCAUUAGAGACGGUGGGAUGCUCCUGAGGUACAGAAGGCACCGCAUCUACCAUUGGCAAGUCCACCUUGUUCUUUUUUUCCUAUUUUGUAUAUCCUGGUCUCUUUCCCACUCUUCUUCCUCUCUUCUCUAGGUCUGAGCCUCAGACUUAGAUUUGCAGAUGGCAUUGUGUCUAUGACCUUACUCCAUUCACUGAGGGUGAAGAUGGUCUGACCCCAAACCUCCUACAUCCGAGGGGGUCAUAGACCACUGUGUGGAUCCUGCAGUCUGGAGUCCUGUAGCACCAGGACACUAAAUUGCUUCCCAAAGGCUGUCAUAGUUUUCCAGAGUAGCCUUAUAAUUUAGGCAGCUGCCAGACACUUGGAAGAGUGGCUCGCUACUACCAUAGGCUGUGUUUGCUGGUAUUAAAAUUCUUCAAAAUUGAAACUUCCAUUUGAAAUUGUGUUUUGCUUGACUUAAGUUUGAGAGACAGUUCUAAAACUGAUGUAGAGACUCAUUCAACAGCAAUGACCUUUUACAAACUUACAUUAAGUAAAACUGCCAGUAGAUUAAAUCAUCCCCAUACGGAAGAACUUUCUCUACUUACUACUGUGGAAUUUGAGCAUUGUUGAGAGGCUACAAUUGGUCGACAUGUUUUUAAGUGUGCUUUUCUUAAAUGCUUGUGUAAGUUUUGUAAUUCAGUAUAGAAAAGGUUGACCUUGUAAUGUACAUUUUUGUAUGUAUAGUCUUUUAAGUAGCCUUGUCCUUAUUUAAAUAAACUGAAUAAAACUA